AGUCGCUAGAAUGGGUUCAAAGUGGGUUUGUUUGAUAGCUAUUGUGUCGGUACUACACUCGAAUCCAGUCAAGGGUUCAGCAGAAGUAAUGAGUCACGUCACUGCACAUUUCGGGAAGGCUUUAGAUGAAUGCCGAGAAGAGUCAGGAUUGACAGCGGAUAUCCUGGAGGGAUUCCAGAAUUUCUGGAGCGAAGAUUUCGAUGUUGUCCAUAGAGAGCUGGGCUGUGCUCUCAUUUGUAUGUCUAAUAAAUUCACACUUAUGCAGGAAGAUGCCAGAAUGCAUCACGUUAAUAUGCACGAUUAUAUAAACAGUUUUCCGCAAGGUGAAUUACUGUCAACAAAAAUGGUUGACCUAAUGCAUAAUUGUGAGAAGCAAUUUGACGAUAUCGAAGACGACUGUACUCGUGUGGUUAAGGUGGCUGCUUGCUUCAAGGUGGACGCGAAAAAGGAAGGCAUCGCACCUGAGGUUACAAUGAUAGAGGCGGUUUUAGAAAAGUAUUAAUAAUAUAUAAACCCUCAGAUAUUGUAUAUAAACGCUUGAUAAUGAGAAUGUGAAAUAAAAAACAAAACACUAGCGCGUUUGUUUGUGUGUGCCACCAUCAUCUUUAGUUAAGCGAUAAGAUAGUAUUCCCCACUUACACAAUUUCUAGAUUUUUUAUAGAACAGCGGGUAAACGACAAGCCACUUGUUGUUAAGUGAUACCGCCCAUGGUGAUACCCAUGGAAACUCUCAAACCCAUAGCUACGCUAAUUAAAACACGACAUUAAGUACAUAAGUACUUUGCUUAAGUGUUAGGUGAAGCAACGAUUAAAUAUAAUUGUUAACCACUACUAUGACGCUACCAAAUACGGCUUUUAAAUUGUCUAGAUUUUAGCAAAAUAAUGAUUGUACAGAGUGUUAAUAAUAUUAUUAUAACCUAAUAUAUUGAUUUAAGUUACCAAUUGAUUUAUACUUGACGACCUAUGCCUGUAUUACGGACUUGAAAUAAAAUGUAUAUUCCUGUA
This is a messenger RNA of Pieris rapae (cabbage white), 1004 nucleotides long. RefSeq names its product general odorant-binding protein 2-like (gene GOBP2). The transcript is spliced from 3 exons. Gene Ontology annotation, molecular function: odorant binding. The record is from RefSeq and is a predicted model, not a curated record. The coding region runs from base 11 to 502 and encodes 163 amino acids. NCBI's taxonomy places the organism in Eukaryota, Metazoa, Arthropoda, Insecta, Lepidoptera, Pieridae.